Linum tenue is the source of this 791-nucleotide messenger RNA. The record is from the annotation of a GenBank genome assembly. Lineage: Eukaryota; Viridiplantae; Streptophyta; Magnoliopsida; Malpighiales; Linaceae.
CACUCUCUCCCACGUCCCUCUCUUGCUCUCUUCCUUUCACCUGGUUCCACCACCUCAAAAAUCACCACCCCCUUUCAGAAACAAAGAGUGAAAGCUAGAAAGAAAAGCAUAUCAAGGAGAGGAAGAGGAAGAAGAAGAAGGAGGCAAAGGGGGUGCUGCCAAUUUCCGUCCAGCAGCGAGACAGCCUGUGAGAAGGACGAUUCCGGACAAUCAAACCGUUGGAUCGUCCUGCGAUUUGUAGGUUGGGUUUCAUACUUCUUUGGCUACGAUUUGACCGUUGGGAUCAUCGAUAUGAUCUCUGGUUCAUCGAGGAAAGUCGCUGGACAGAAGGGGUGCGAUACUGUUUUUCUGUAGCAGGACAGCAGAUUAGAGGUAAGGAGCAAGCCGGGGCUCAUCCAAAGGCAAGGGCAUAGCCGAGUGAAGACAAAACUAUCAAGAUCAGAAGUAAGGUCUGUACUGUAGAUAUCGGGACUCAAGCGUGAAGGGAAGCCAUGAGAUCAAGAUCAGAAGUAAGGUCUGUACUGUAGAUAUCGGGACUCAAGCGUGAAGGGAAGCCAUGAGGUGGGCGGAGGACUCCGAACUCCUUAAAUGUUUUAUGUUGUGUGGAUUUUGUAAUAAAGCGGACUUCCCCGGUUUUCUGUUUUGACUCUGAUGAAAAUGUAAAUUAUGGUUUGAAGUUUGAGAAAAAAAAAAUAUAUGUAGAGCUCGGGCCCGAGAAUGUUUAAACUCGAUGUAUUUUACUGUUUCGUUUUGUAAUAUAAAGUAAGGGUUUCACAUUUUUGGUAUCAGAG